Lachancea mirantina is the source of this 267-nucleotide messenger RNA. NCBI's taxonomy places the organism in Eukaryota, Fungi, Ascomycota, Saccharomycetes, Saccharomycetales, Saccharomycetaceae. The record is from the annotation of a GenBank genome assembly.
AUGGGUAAGGGUACUCCUUCUUUCGGUAAGCGUCACAACAAGUCUCACACUCUAUGCAACAGAUGUGGUCGUCGUUCUUUCCACGUUCAAAAGAAGACUUGUGCUUCCUGUGGCUACCCAGCUGCCAAGAUGAGAUCUCACAACUGGGCUGCUAAGGCUAAGAGAAGAAGAACCACCGGUUCCGGUAGAAUGUCCUACUUGAAGCACGUCUCUAGAAGAUUCAAGAACGACUUCCAAUCCGGUGUCGCCAAGCCACAAUCCGCUUAA